This is a messenger RNA of Zalophus californianus (California sea lion), 4810 nucleotides long. It is a transcript of the gene MTRR, whose product is annotated as 5-methyltetrahydrofolate-homocysteine methyltransferase reductase. The transcript has 15 exons. Gene Ontology annotation, molecular function: [methionine synthase] reductase (NADPH) activity; FMN binding; flavin adenine dinucleotide binding. Gene Ontology annotation, cellular component: cytosol. Gene Ontology annotation, biological process: homocysteine metabolic process. The coding region runs from base 548 to 2644 and encodes 698 amino acids. NCBI's taxonomy places the organism in Eukaryota, Metazoa, Chordata, Mammalia, Carnivora, Otariidae. The record is from RefSeq and is a predicted model, not a curated record.
GCCCGCCCACCUCGAGCCCGCGGGGAGGCGGUACAGGGUGGGGGAAGGCCCCGACCUCCGCGCCCGCACGUUCCUCUCGUGGCCGGGCUGGGCGCUCGCGGGUCGGUCAGGAGUCCGGCCCGCUGGGCGGAGGGCUGGGCUGGCUGCGCCAGAGGCUGGCCCCAGGGGCCUCCCGUCGCCCCCCCGGGACCGGGUCCGUCCGCGCGGCGGCGUUGACACGAAUGGCGCUGGCCCCGCAGGUCGCUGCGGGCCCCUCCGUGGGCGUCUCCGUCCAGAACACUUCCCUAGAUUGGGGGGCGACGGGACCCGCGGGGGCGUCGGGAAGGGGUGACGCGGGGUGCUGCUCCCCCUUCUCCGCCUGCCGGUGCUCUGCGGGUGCCGGGGAUCCGCCUCUGAGAACCGGGUCACAGACCUGUGGAAGGUGGUGGUGGGUCUGAGGGGUUGCUCCUGCACGGGGGCGCCCGGGGCUGUGCCUGGCGCCCAGCAAGAGCUCGAGGUCCUCAGCUAGAGUGACGUGUGUUAAAGCUGUAGCAUAUGCCGUGAGGUUAUGAGGAGGUUUCUGUUACUCUAUGCGACACAGAAAGGACAGGCAAAGGCCAUAGCAGAAGAAAUAUGUGAAAAAGCAUUUGCACAUGGAUUUUCUGCAGAUCUUCACUGUAUUAGUGAGUCAGAUAAGUAUGAUCUGAAAACCGAAACCGCGCCUCUUGUUGUGGUUGUUUCCACCACUGGCACUGGAGACCCACCUGACACUGCGCGCAAGUUCGUGAAAGCAAUACAGGACAAGGCUCUGCCGGGAGAUUUCUUUGCUCACCUGCGCUAUGGAUUACUGGGGCUCGGUGAUUCAGAAUACACAUACUUCUGUAAUGGUGGGAAGAUCAUUGAUAAGCGACUUCAGGAGCUUGGUGCCCAGCAUUUCUAUGACACCGGACAUGCGGAUGACUGUGUGGGUUUAGAACUUGUGGUUGAGCCAUGGAUUGAUGGACUCUGGGCUGCCCUCACGAAGCAUUUUAUGGCCAGUAGAGGAAAAGAGGAGAGGAAUGGGGCUCUCAAGAUGGCAUCUAAUGCCUCUCAACGGAUGGAUCCUGUGAAACCAGACUUAUUACACAUUGAAUCACAAGUUGAACUUCUGAGAUUAGAUGAUCCGGGGAGAAAGGAUUCUGAGGUGCGGGAACAGAAUACAGUGAACAGAAAUCAGUCAAGUGCUCCACCAGCAGAAUCUGAGUCCUCACUUACCCACUCGAUACCCCCACUUUCACAAGCCUCUCUGAAUAUUCCCGCCUUACCACCAGAAUAUUUGCAGGUGCAUCUGCAGGAGUCUCUCGGCCAGGAGGAAAGCCAAGCAUCUGUGACUUCAGUGGAUCCAACUUUUCAAGUUCCAAUUUCAAAGGCAGUUCAACUGACUACAGAUGAUGCCAUAAGAACCACUCUUCUGGUGGAAUUGGACAUUUCAAAAACAGAUUUUUCCUAUCAGCCUGGAGAUGCCUUCAAUGUGAUCUGUCCCAACAGUGAUUCUGAGGUACAAAACCUUCUCCAAAGACUGCAGCUCACGGACAGAAGAGAGCAUUGUGUCGUCUUAAAAAUUAAGGCAGACACACAAAAGAAAGGAGCAGCCUUACCCCAGCAUAUACCUGAGGGAUGUUCUCUCCAAUUCAUUCUGACCUGGUGCCUUGAAAUACGAGCAGUUCCUAAAAAGGCGUUGUUGCGAGCCCUGGUGGACUACACCGGCGCCGGGCCCGAGAAGCGAAGGCUGCAGGAGCUGUGCAGCCGCCAGGGCGCGGCCGAUUACAGCCGUUUCGUGCGAGAUGCGCACGCCAGCCUGUCCGACCUGCUCUUGGCUUUCCCGUCCUGCCGGCCGCCGCUUCGUCUCCUGCUCGAACAUCUUCCUAAGCUCCAGCCCAGACCAUAUUCAUGUGCAAGCUCAAACCUGACUCACCCAGGGAAGCUUCAUUUCAUUUUUAACAUUGUGGAGUUUUUGUCUAACACCACAACGGAGGUUCUGCGGAAGGGCGUGUGCACAGGCUGGCUGGCCACGAUGGUCGCGUCCAAACUUUAUCCAGACCCGCGAGUGUCCCGUGCAGAAGGUGGGAAAGCCCCGGCUCCGGAGAUAUCCAUCUCUCCUCGAACAACCAAUUUUUUCCACUUACCGAGUGACCCCUCAACCCCCAUCAUAAUGGUGGGUCCGGGAACUGGCAUAGCACCCUUCAUUGGUUUCCUGCAACACAGAGAGAAACUCCAAGAACAACAUCCAGAUGGACACUUUGGAGCAAUGUGGUUGUUUUUUGGCUGCCGCCAUAAGGAUCGGGAUUAUUUAUUCAGAGAGGAGCUCAGACAUUUCCACCAGCGUGGAAUCCUGACUCACUUGAAGGUUUCCUUCUCAAGAGAUGCUCCUGUUGGAGAGGAGGAAGCCCCAGUGAAGUAUGUGCAAGACAACAUCCGUCUUCACAGCGAGCAGGUGGCAAAGCUGCUUCUUCAUGAGCACGGCUGUAUUUACGUCUGUGGAGAUGCUAAGAAUAUGGCCAAAGAUGUCAAUGAUACCCUUGUGGAAAUAAUCAGCAAAGAGGCUGGAAUUGAAAAACUAGAAGCAAUGAAAACAUUGGCUACUUUGAAAGAAGAAAAACGGUAUCUUCAGGAUAUUUGGUCAUAAAAUCAGAAAAUAAAGGAAGAGAAUGAUGCUUUUUUGGCUCAAAGUAGUAAAAGACCAUUUGGCUGAAACAGACUUUCCAUUUUUUAAAAAUUAAAAAUUUUUUUGGAGGAGAUAGAGUGGGAGUGGGUUGCCUUCCCGCGACAGCAGCCUUCUGAUUGGGUUUCCCCGCAGCCCCUCUGCGCUCCCCACGCCGACUUCAGCUUGGGCUCCUGAGCUGAGGGGCAGCCCUCCUGCCCAGCACCACGCAUCACAGGUGCCGCCUCCAGGUCACAGGGAAGGCGUCUGUCUGUGUCACGGGGCUUCCCAGCAUGGACGUGGGCACACGCGCCCACCACGUAGAUGGUUAAAGCCUGUGAACUUACGUUGCCAGUUUUAAAAUAGGAAAAAUAAUUUAUUUUUAUAUGAACUCUACCGUAAAGAUUACUAUUAAUGUAUUAAAAUUAACUCUGUAUAGUUACUUGUUUAUCCAGACAGUUCCUGACUUGGGAUUGACAACGAUGUAAAAAGCCAUACACGUUCAGGAGAAACGGGACUUCAGAUUUUGAGUGUGGAUCUUCUCUCAGGCUGCUGGCGAGUGAUCACAUCCUUGCUCCUGAUGCUGGGCAGCGGCAGCAGUCUCCAGGGUCAACAGCCAUCUGUGCCCACACAACCAUUUUGUCACUUUCAGUGCAGUAUUCAGCCCGUUACAUGAGCGAUUCCCUAUUACGUGACUGUAGGCUCCUGUUUAAGUGCUCUGAGCACAUGUGAGGUAGGGUAGACCAAGCUGUGGUAUUUGGUGUCUUAAGUGCUUUUUGACCUAACAAUAUUUUCAAUUUUUAAUGAAUGUGUCAGGAUGUAACUUCCCUAUAAGUUAAGGAAGAUGUGUAUAACUUUAUCAAAUGGUUAUUUAUUACCAAAACUAUAUUUCUGAUAAAAAAAUAUUAAGGUAAUGCUCAGAGAUUUUUUUUCGAUGAUUUUAGAAAUGUGAAAUAUAUUUUAAAAUUCUGUUAUAUGAUUUAUUUAUCACAAUUACUUCUUCAUAUCCCAGUUCUAGAAUUUAGAGAAAUUUGCAUUCAGUUUAUAGGUGCGAGCAAGUAUAUAUUUUAGUAAAACUACAACCCCCCCCAUUCUUCCUCUGUGUUCUUUUUGGCAUAUUUUUAGUUUCCGUACAUUAUCUUAACCCCAUGAUAGCGAUCAAAUUGUAUCCUAGGCUUAAAAUGCCUGCCUAAAUUAGUAUCCUUAUAUUUUUAAAAAUUCCUACUGCGUUCUGAAUAUUUAUGUCCCUCCAAAUUGCUGUGUUCCAGUGUUAACCUCCGUUACAAUGACAGUAAGAGGUGGGGCCUCUGGGAGGCGCUUAGGUCAGGAGGGUGGAGCCCUCAGGCAUGGCAUCGGUGCCCUGACGAGAGGCCCCACAGAGCUCGUGGCCCCUUCUGCCUGGUGAGGACACGGCAGGCGCAGUCUGUAGCCAGAAGGGAGCUCUCGCCAGAACCUGACCCCACCCUCACCCCACUCUUGGACCCCACUCUCCAGCCUCCAGGACGGAGAGAAAUAAAUCCUUGUUUAUGAGCCACCCACUGUCUGGUGUUUUGUUACAGCCGCCCGAAUGGACUAUGCCAAUUCCCAGUGACAAGUUCUCUUAAAACUUGUCAGAACGGAAAACAGUGUCAAAGGGUAUGAUUAAUUUUUCUAGGCCCUGGUGUAUGUUGGUUUUUUUAGUCAAGAGAUUGGCAUUUGAAAAACCUCUACCUGUCAAAGGAUUCUGGUCAUUUUGAAAAAUAAUGUUAAGAUUUUAUCAAGCUUUAUUGCUAUUUAAUCUCUAGUCUUAUUUCAUAUAUUUUGUGAUGGAAACAAACCUAAAAAGCAGAACAUAUCAAGCGAAUCUGGUUACAGAUCUAAUUAUAUGCAUAUACUGUAUGUAUCAGCCAACACAGACGGGUUGAGAACAUUAAAAAGGACAAAGAACAACGUUCUUUACUGGUGUCACAGGAUGGAAUAAGAACUCGUGUUCACCUACCACGGUUGUCUGUGAACGGGACCCCAGAGCUGACCCGGAAAGAGAAACUACAAAUACGCCAUCCUAGUGGGUGCUGGCACUGCCCUCAGCUGUCUCGUCCACCUCCAGCAUCCACGUUACUCCUGCUAGGCGGCGUUAGACACCAAGUGCUAGGGCGCGUCCGUCGGCUCGCU